This is a messenger RNA of Malurus melanocephalus (red-backed fairy wren), 4539 nucleotides long. RefSeq names its product muscle associated receptor tyrosine kinase (gene MUSK). Gene Ontology annotation, cellular component: signaling receptor complex. The transcript is spliced from 17 exons. Gene Ontology annotation, molecular function: transmembrane receptor protein tyrosine kinase activity; protein binding; ATP binding. NCBI's taxonomy places the organism in Eukaryota, Metazoa, Chordata, Aves, Passeriformes, Maluridae. Gene Ontology annotation, biological process: cell surface receptor protein tyrosine kinase signaling pathway; multicellular organism development; positive regulation of kinase activity. The record is from RefSeq and is a predicted model, not a curated record. The coding region runs from base 1 to 2862 and encodes 953 amino acids.
AUGCCUUCUGGAUCAAACAUGAAUGACCUGCUGAAGGUGCCCCUGGUGCAUGUCCUCACCCUGGCAGCCCUCAGCUUGGCUGAAACACUUCUGAAAGCACCCUUGAUCAGCACUCCUYUGGAAACAGUGGAUGCACUGGUAGAAGACGUUGCCAAAUUUGUCUGUGUAGUGGAGUCGUAUCCUGAGCCAGAGAUCACCUGGACGCGCAACAGCAUUCCCAUCAGGCUGUUUGACACACGGUACAGCAUCCAGAGGAACGGGCAGCUGCUGACCAUCCUGAGCGUGGAGGACAGUGACGAUGGGGUGUACUGCUGCACGGCAGACAACGGGGUUGGAGCAGCUGCGCAGAGCUGCGGGGCUCUCCAGGUGAAAAUGCGACCCAAAAUAACCCGUCCACCAAUAAAUGUGGAAAUAAUAGAAGGGUUAAAGGCUGUUCUUCCAUGCACUACAAUGGGGAAUCCGAAACCUUCUGUUUCAUGGAUCAAGGGAGAAACAAUUGUAAAGGAAAAUGCCCGCAUUGCUGUCCUGGAUUCUGGGAAUUUAAGGAUACACAAUGUUCAGAGAGAAGAUGCAGGACAGUAUCGUUGUGUAGCCAAGAAUAGUUUGGGCACAGCCUAUUCCAAACCUGCAACUGUGGUCGUGGAAGUGUUUGCCAGAAUCCUUAAGGCUCCUGAAUCCCAAAAUAUCACCUUUGGAUCCGUGGUGACGUUGCGGUGCASAGCAACUGGCCAUCCAGUCCCUACUGUCACCUGGCUGGAAAAUGGGAAAGCUGUUUCUGCAGGGUCUGUAACAGAAAGUGUCCAGGACAGAGUGGUUGAUUCCAGACUGCAAGUGUAUGUCACCCGACCUGGUCUGUUCACUUGCCUUGCCACCAACAAACACAGCAAAACUUUUGGAGCCGCAAAAGCAGCAGCAACCAUCAGCAUUUCAGAAUGGAGCAAGCUGUACAAGGGUGACGCAGGUUACUGCAGCACGUACAGAGGUGAGGUGUGUAGUGCUAUCUUGGCGAAGAAUGCUCUUGUUUUCUUCAACUCCUCCUAUGCUGACCCAGAGGAGACCCAAGAGCUGCUUGUGCACACUGCCUGGACUGAACUGAAAAUGGUGAGUUCAUUCUGCCAACCGGCUGCUGAGUCUCUGCUGUGUAACUACAUCUUCCAGGAGUGCAAUCCCUCGGGAGCUGGGCCAGCUCCAAAACCAGUGUGCAGAGAGAAUUGCCUUGCUGUAAAGGAUCUCUACUGCUUUAAGGAAUGGCUCUCAAUGGAGGAGAACUCUCAGAAGGGGAUUUACAAGCCAGGGCUGAUGCUGCUCACUCUUCCUGAAUGCAACAGGCUGCCCAGCCUGCACCAGAAUCCCAGCUCCUGCACCCGAAUCCCUUUCUUUGAUUUUAAGAAGGAGAACAUAACCAGGACUUGCUACAGUGGCAAUGGCCAGUUUUACCAGGGCACGGUCAACAUCACAGCAUCUGGCAUUCCCUGCCAGAAGUGGAGUGACCAGGCUCCCCAUUUGCACAGGAGGACUCCUCAGGUUUUCCCUGAGUUGUCUGACGCUGAGAAUUACUGUCGCAAUCCGGGAGGUGAGAACGAGCGUCCCUGGUGCUACACAAAGGACCCUGCCGUGACCUGGGAAUACUGCAGUGUGUCUCCCUGUGGAGAUGCGUUAUUAACAUUAGGAACAAGAAAACCAAAUGGAGAGACUCUAAAUCUUCCCCCUCCUCCUCCGUUUUCCCCUACGUACUCCAUGAAUGUUAUCAUCUCGAUCGUCUCCAGCUUUGCUCUUGUUGUGAUCUUCAGCAUUGUCACUCUAUUUUGCUGCCGACAUCGAAAGCAGUGGAAAAACAAAAAAAGAGAGUCAGAGACACCAACUCUCACCACUCUGCCCUCUGAACUGCUCCUGGAUCGGCUGCACCCCAACCCCAUGUACCAGCGCAUGCCUCUUCUCCUUAAUCCAAAAUUGCUUAGCCUGGAGUAUCCCAGGAACAAUAUUGAAUAUGUGAGAGACAUUGGGGAAGGAGCAUUUGGGAGAGUCUUCCAAGCCAGGGCCCCAGGGCUGCUGCCAUAUGAGCCUUUCACCAUGGUGGCAGUGAAAAUGCUGAAGGAGGAAGCAUCUGCAGACAUGCAGGCCGACUUUCAGAGGGAAGCAGCUCUCAUGGCAGAGUUUGACAAUCCCAAUAUUGUCAAGCUUUUAGGUGUGUGUGCAGUUGGGAAGCCGAUGUGCCUGCUGUUCGAGUACAUGGCCUACGGAGAUCUGAACGAGUACCUGCGUGACCGCUCGCCCCGCAACCUCUGCAGCCUGGCGCAGGGCAGCCUGGACACGAGGACGCGCCUCCCGAACCCCCUGGCGCUGUGCUGCACCAGCCAGCUCUGCAUCGCCAAGCAGGUGGCCGCCGGCAUGGCCUAUCUCUCCGAGCGCAAGUUUGUCCACCGGGAUCUGGCCACCAGGAACUGCCUGGUGGGGGAGAACAUGGUGGUCAAAAUCGCCGAUUUCGGUCUCUCGAGGAACAUGUACUCGGCUGACUAUUACAAAGCGAACGAGAACGAUGCCAUCCCCAUCCGCUGGAUGCCCCCCGAGUCCAUCUUCUACAACCGCUACACCACCGAGUCUGAUGUGUGGGCCUACGGAGUGGUGCUGUGGGAGAUCUUCUCCUAUGGCAUGCAGCCCUACUACGGCAUGGCUCACGAGGAGGUCAUCUACUACGUGAGGGAUGGAAAUGUCCUCUCCUGCCCAGACAAUUGUCCCCUGGAGCUCUACAACCUGAUGCGGCUCUGCUGGAGCAAGCUGCCCGCCGACCGGCCAGGCUUCGCCAGCAUCCACCGCAUCUUGGAGCGCAUGUAUGAGAGGGCCGUGGCCAACAUGUCAGUCUGAAGGAUGUGCUUCCUUCCUUGUCUCCUGUGUCCUCCUAUCCAGAGUGACUUGGACCAGCCCGUGAGCUCCUGAGGGAUGGUGGCCUCACAAAAGGUCCCACUCAGGGGAGGAGAAAUAACUUAUUCCAUUACCAGGCAAGAAAUAUAGACUGCACCCCAGCCUGUACCUCCUCAACUGAGAGUGCACCUCCCAAACAACAGGGCUCACCUUUUAGCCACCAAGGCAGGACUCCUCAGGUCGGUGAGAGUGCUGGCCGUGCUAACUCAGUGCUUACAUUUAGCAUUUCCAGGAGUGCAGAGUUGCCCAGGGAAGUCAAACCAAUGUUUUUUCCUAACCAAUGUUUCUUCCUAACCAAUGUUUCUUCCCUUCCUAACAGGUUCCUCCACACCCCUCUGCAUUUACACUUUUGGCUUUUACCUUUUUGUCGCCUUCUUCUUAUGUUUUCAAGUAUUAUUUAAAAAAAGAAAAAAAAAGAUUGCAGAGUUCAAUCUUCUUUUGGGGAUACUACUGUUUAUUAUUUUAUUCUUGCAUACUGUUUACUAUUCUGUUUUAACAUACUCAGUUCUUUUUGCAGAAAAAGAUGUUUCCGAAGUCACAGGUCUCUUGCUUCUUCCAUUUAGCUUCCAAUUCUCUCAUGACAAUAACAGUGACAGUCAAAAUAGAAGCCUGCAGGACCACCGGCACCUGCACCUUAUGUUGCACAGACAGGAAAACUCCUGUCAAGCAUGACACUUUACAUUUUCAAAUGUGGGAAAUCCAGAGUGAGGUGCAUUUGAUGUUUGUUAAAGUCUCUCCUGAAAGCUUUCCUUAAGCAUUGCAACACAUCUUUCCUGCCUUCCCCUGAAGCAGCAAAGCCAUUGAUCCUAAGGGAGAAAUUAAUCCCAAAGGUCUGGUCCUGCACCUUGUAGGCAUCCAAGGUGUUUUUAUUUGCCACUGCAUGGUCCUCACCAUGCCAAAAGCAGGGAGAAAUGCAGCCUCUCUUGCAGAAAUGUAGCAGGUUAUAUUAAUUGUUUCUUCCCUUUUCCUUUAAAAUGAUUGCCUCYUGUUUCUGUUUGUCCUUUCCUGACAGUAUCUCCCAAGUCCCACAGCAAUAUUUACUGGCCACCUUUCCUUGUGCUACAAUUUACAGACACAGAAUCAGGGAAGGUGGAUGUUUGCUGUCAGGGGCCUUCAGAGAAAACCUGUCAGAUAGUAGAAGGAGGAGAAAGUGGGUGCACACAAGAAGUGCUGCAAACUGUCCGUCUGCAGGGCAGAGAUGAGACUGCCUCAGUCACACAGAGCCUGCAGCCCACCUCGAAACACCAAAUGUCUCUCUGCUAAAAGUUCUUCAAAUUGUAAUGGAUACUUCAGUGCCAGAGAAAAUUUUGUCUGGUGACAGCUGUAACCUUUCAGCUCCUUGCGGAGUGAGGAGCAGUUGUCCCAGAGCCUCACUGCUGAUACAAAAUACAUCAGGCAGGGAUGUGCAUUAUGACUGCAGAGUGGGAGUGUGAGUGAAUUAUUGAUCAGUGUGGCUUCUGUAAUUGGUACGCACUGAUUGAGCCUACCCAAAAAKAAAAAAAGCAGUGGAGAGCAGCUAUCUGUGAUUUCUAAAAGAAAAGUUGAGCUUGAAAAAAUCUGCCUACCAUUAUGAAGAACAAAACUGGAAAGAACAUACUUUCCUCUGCUGCUCUCCUAUUA